CUUCCGUUUUGGCAGUGUUUCUGUCGACGUGGGAAACAGAACCCGAUAGCAAACACACACACACACACGCGCGUUUACAAGCGAUGUGAGCGCACAAAUACACACAACUACACUCAGUGACAUGCGAAAUACAUGCGCGUGCCAAUAUGUGGCUCAAACCGGAAGAGGUGCUUCUGAAAAACGCGCUGAAAUUAUGGGUGACUGAAAAGUCCAACGAUUAUUUCAUCCUGCAGCGGAGGAGAGGACACGGAGACAGCAGCGCGGGACUGACAGGUCUCUUGGUUGGGACGUUGGACACGGUGUUCGACUCCACAGCAAAAGUGGCUCCCUAUCGUAUUUUACACCAAACACCGGAUUCACAGGUGUACUGGAACAUCGCCUGCGGUGCAUCUCUAGAUGAGAUCUCUCAGCACUGGGACUGGCUGCAGCUCAACAUCAUGAGAACUCUGUCUGUGUUUGACUCGGGUGACGACAUCACCAGCUUUGUUCAGGGCAAGAUUAGAGGGUUAAUCGUGGAGGAGGAUAAGGUGAGUGCGGAGGACCCUGAGCGUUUCCGGGAGGCGGCGCUACGGUUCGAGCGCUUGUUUAAUUUACCUAAACAGGAGAAACUCGUCACCUACUUCUCCUGCAGCUACUGGAGGGGCCGCGUCCCAAACCAGGGCUGGAUCUACCUCAGCACUAACUUCCUGUGUUUCUACUCCUACUUACUGGGCAGUGAGGUGAAGUUGGUGUUCUCCUGGUGUGAGGUGAGCAGGUUGGAGCGGACCUCGAGUGUGUUGUUAACGGAGUGUAUCCGUGUGUGUGUGAAAGAAGAGGAUCACUUCUUCUCCAUGUUCCUGCGGCUGCAGCACACGUACGAGCUCAUGCAGCAACUUGCCGACUACGCCAUCGCACGCAUGUUUGACAAGGAGACGUACGAUGCACAACACCCGCUUAGAGACCCACUACACAUCACUCAGAGGUCUCUGGAGGCGCACAUGAGGAAUCGGGCGUUCCGCUCGUUCUUUCGUCUUCCACGCAAUGAGAAUCUGUGUGAAGUGCACGAGUGUUUCCUCUGGCUGCCAUUCAACCACACACACACUCUCGGGAAGCUAUGUGUGUCUGAGAGAUAUGCAUGCUUCUCCAGCCAGGAUGGAAACCAGUGUACUGUCAUCAUCCCACUGUGUGAGGUGGUGAGCGUGGAGAUCCCGGACCGCAGCAGUCGUACAUUGAGUGUGUGUGUCCGCGGUAAACGAGCUUUCCGUUUCUCUGAGGUUCGUGAUUUGGACCAUUUGGCCUCCACCAUUCGCAAGUGUGUGACAUCAUCGAGUCCUCAGCAUUCGCACAGCGCUCAGCUCUCUCUGUGUGAUGAUGAGGAGGAGAUGAUGGUGGGUCAGGUUCCAGUUCCGGUUCCAGCCGUCAGCACUGAGGCUCUGAUGAAUGUUUUCCAUCCACACGAUGCUGAAAAUCUCGACCCGAAAAUGCUGAAGGAGCGAAUGAAGGAGCAGAUGUGGCAGAUCCAUUUUGCAGAGUUUGGCCGAGGAAGUGCCAUGUUCCGCACCAGGAAAACCCGGGAGCUCAUCGCCCGCGGACUUCCCGAAGCACUGCGCGGAGAACUGUGGAUGCUCUUCUCAGGUGCGAUGAAUGAAAUGGCUACACACCCCGGGUAUUAUGCGUCUCUGGUGGAUGAGAGUGUGUGUGUAAGCAGUUCGAUAGCGUGUGAUGAGAUUGAGCGUGACCUGCACCGCUCGCUCCCUGAACACCCGGCGUUCCAGAGCGACCGGGGCAUAUCUGCGCUGCGCAGAGUGCUAACGGCGUACGCUAACCACAACCCCGCUAUUGGCUACUGUCAGGCAAUGAAUAUCCUGGCGUCAGUGUUGUUGCUGUAUGCGAGUGAGGAGGAGGCCUUCUGGCUGCUAGUGUCUGUGUGUGAGAGGAUGUUGCCAGAUUACUUCAACCGUAGGAUUAUUGGUGCCCUGGUGGACCAGGCAGUGUUUGAGGAGAUGAUGCGUGAUCACCUGACCCAGCUGACGGAUCACAUGACUGAGUUGUCCUUCCUCUCCUCACUCUCACUGUCCUGGUUUCUGACGCUCUUCAUCAGCGUGUUACCGAUUGAGAGCUCCGUCAGCGUCCUCGACUGUUUCUUCUACAGCGGAAUCCGAUUCGUCCUCCAGCUCGCCCUCACUGUCAUACACCGCAACAUGUCCCACCUCCUCCGCUGCCAUGACGACGCUGAGGCUGUCACUGCCCUCAACAGGUUUUUUGACAGUGUGGUGAAUAAGGACAGUCCGCUUCCAGCCACUGUACAGCAGGCCACUGCAGCGACCAAUCACAGCGCAGAUCAGGAUACUGUCGACAUCAGUGACCUCAUCAGAGAGGCCUACGAGAGAUUCGGUGAUAUUCGAUGGGAGGAUGUGGAGAACAUGCGUAAACGCAACAAACUGUACGUCAUUCACACACUCGAAGAAACGACAAAACAAAAUGUUUUGCGAGUCGUUGCUCAGGAUGUGAAGUUUAAUAUCUCUCAGCUGGAAGAGCUCUACUUACUGUUUAAAAGGCAGCACUUCCUCAGCUGUUACUGGUCAGCGUGCAGUCCGGUUCUGCAGAAUCACGACCCGAGUCUGCCGUAUCUCGAUCAGUACCAACUGGACCUGGACCAGUUCAGCUCACUCUUCACCCUGCUGUUACCAUGGAAACAUGCACACAAACACACACUGGUGCACUCAGCAUUCCGGCUCGCAGAUGACAAUGGAGACGGACUCGUCAACUUUAAAGAAUUCAUAUGUUUGCUGGACAUCCUGUACAAUGGCUCUUUUACAGAGAAGCUGAAGUUUCUCUUUAAGCUUCAUCUCCAACCAGCAGAUGCUCCUGUCUGUAAGGCUUUAAGGUCUCAUGCCUCUCCUGUCCCUGCUGAAGGUUUCUCUCUCUCUACUCGUCUUUCUGAACAUGCUGAUGAUGGUGUGAUAAGGAAAAGUCCAGAAAGAGCUCGUGGGAAGGUGGAUCUGCAGGAGUACCUGAAACAGUGGCAGGACGAGUUACAGAAGAAAGAGGAGAACAUCAAAGACCUGCCUCGAAUUAAACAGGCUGAGUUUGUCCUCCUGUCUAAGACUCUGUACAACAUUUUCCACGGCGAUGAUGAGGAGGAGCUUCUAUAUCGUGCUGUUGCCCGGGUAACCAGCUUGUUGCUGCGAAUGGAGGAGGCAGGGCGAAAACUGCAGAACAGCCCAUCAAGACCCUCUCCUCAGGCCACGCCCCCAGCACCACAUGUGACACCCCCAACCACACAACCAGCAGCCAACACUUCCCCUCAGACACUCGGGUCUCUGUCCACUGAUCCCUCCCCUUCUCCUGAUACAGGCUCUGCCUCCUCAGCUACAAGUAGCCCUACAGGGACAGGUAGCUCAGCUAAGACCACACCCCCAGACACGCCCUCUCCUCCUGAUGGGGGCAGUGACUGGAGUUUCUCCUUCGAGCAGAUUCUUGCUUCGUUACUGAACGAACCGGGCGUUGUCACGUUCUUUGAGAGGACCACAGACACACAAAGACUCAUAGCACAUGCACACACACACCAGCUCACAUGUGCACAGUGAAUACACACACAUACUCACCAUACAUACACACGCACUGAAAACACUCAUCAUAUGUGCACACACAUACAAACACAGACAAAAGGAAAGUAAAUUGUCUAGCUGUGUAAAUCAGUUACUAACAAAUUUGAACCCAUAAACAUUUACAUUAAUGAAUAUGCAAAUUAAGUACUGUAAUUUGAGAGCAUAGCUAAUGGGAAUUUAAUUUAUCACCGGGUCAGGCAUCUUGUUUCAGUGUCUUCACUGUGUCUGUAUGUGAGUAUGAGUAAAAGGGAAGGCAGAUAAUGCUUUGAGGUUUUGUCUGUAUUGUGUUAUGCUUUUGUCUGUUUCGAAUAGCUAAAUGAACCUGUGUGUUAUACAGUGUUAUUGUGCUGCUGCAUAAAUAUAAAUAAGGAAUGAUUAAUGAAUAUUAAUAAGCAAGAAUCUACAAAGUGCUUCGACACACUUCUCACAUGGCUGAUCAGCAUUACUAUCAGAUAAUCAGUCAUUAUUGAUUGAUGAUCAUUUAUGUAUCACAUAUAUUAAUUCAUACCAAACAUUAACACAGAUGAGUGAUGAGAAGUUUGACUAUUUAUCUAGUCUCAGGUUUUUUAUAUAU
This is a messenger RNA of Ictalurus furcatus (blue catfish), 4164 nucleotides long. RefSeq names its product TBC1 domain family member 8B (gene tbc1d8b). The coding region runs from base 147 to 3569 and encodes 1140 amino acids. NCBI's taxonomy places the organism in Eukaryota, Metazoa, Chordata, Actinopteri, Siluriformes, Ictaluridae. The transcript is spliced from 21 exons. The record is from RefSeq and is a predicted model, not a curated record. Gene Ontology annotation, molecular function: calcium ion binding.